Messenger RNA from Zygosaccharomyces rouxii, 819 nucleotides. It is a transcript of the gene FIP1, whose product is annotated as cleavage polyadenylation factor subunit FIP1. Gene Ontology annotation, cellular component: mRNA cleavage and polyadenylation specificity factor complex. Lineage: Eukaryota; Fungi; Ascomycota; Saccharomycetes; Saccharomycetales; Saccharomycetaceae. The record is from RefSeq and is a predicted model, not a curated record. Gene Ontology annotation, molecular function: RNA binding. The coding region runs from base 1 to 819 and encodes 272 amino acids. The transcript has a single exon.
AUGAGUUCCAGUGGGGAUGAAGAUGACAAAUUUUUAUAUGGGUCCGAUGAAGAGGAGAAGCCAAUUGUGAGUAACAAGAGACCUCAGGAGGGCGAAGUAGCAGAAUCUGACAAAAGGCCUAAACCCAACGAAACUGCCAAUAAACAGGAUAGUGAAUCUAGUGAAGCGGAAGAAAGUGAAAGUGAGGCUUCAGAAAGUGAUAGUGAUUCAGACGUGGAAUUUAUUAUAAGUACAGGUGCAGAUACUACGCGGCUGGACUCGGUAUCAGCGCCUGGAUCACAAGCAUCAGGUGCAACGCAGGCUAGUGGUAUAAGUGUAGCGACUGCGCAACCAGAGGAACCUAGUACUGGCCAGGAAAAUGCGGCUGUCCCGGCUCAAACAGGAACUCCAGGACAGCCUGCUACAGGUGAAAGUACCGUGGAUUUAAACGUUGAAGGAACUUAUGAAGGUGAACCAGUGACUAGUUUAGAUCCUGAAGUGCUGAAGGAAAAGCCCUGGAGACAGCCUGGUGCCAAUUUAAGUGACUAUUUCAAUUAUGGAUUUAACGAAUAUACAUGGAUGGAAUAUUUGUACAAACAAGAAAAAUUGAGACAAGAAUAUAAUCCUCAUAAGAUAUUAAUGGGAUUGAUGACAUUACAACAAAAUGGUAAAUUGAAUGGACCCACUGGGAUGGAAGGUGGUAUGGAUGUUGGUGGUGCAAAUGGUGCUGGUCCAAACAGACCAAUGCCACCACCAGGAUUCCCACCAUUACCAAUGUUUGGUGGUUUUUCACCAUUUGGUAUGCCUGGUAUGAUGAUGAAUCAAGGUCAAAAGAAAUAG